CCUAAGCAACUGAAAUGUGUCAACAGAAAGAAAACCCAUCAUUCACCUAUCUCCAUAACCCCAUCCCUUUUUAUAUCCAAUCCAAUGUGUGUUCUUCUCCAUUCAUCAGCUUAAUAUGGAGAAUUCUAACAAUUCUUCUCCUCCAAAGAUUACUUCACCAACUACUCUGCACUUCACUGUUAGAGGAGGAGGAGGAAGAUGCAUUCAAACCCAACAGUCAUUCAGACUUCAUUCUCAGUCUGAAGGACAGCAACAGGAGAGUGUCCAUGAUAAAUCCAAGGAUAUGCAGAAAAUUCCCAUGAAAGAACAAACUAAGCCAUUGGAAAUGAUGCUUCACACCCAACAGAGAGCAGCCAAGCGUCCAGGGUUCAAUUAUAUGCAUAUGGUUGCUACUAAGAUGUAUAUCCUAGAACAGCAGAAACAACUAGAAGAGAGGGUGCAAAAGAUGAUAGAAGAAGAAGAGGUUCGGACAUUGAGAAAGGAAAUGAUCCCUAGAUCCCAAUUGAUGCCUUUCAUUGAUAGGUCCUUCUUUUCCCAAAGGCCAACAAGGCCUCUGACUGUUCCCAAGGAUCCAAGUUUUCAUAUCCCAAACAGGAAAUGCUGGAGCUGCCUCUCUAGCAAUGAACUCGAAGCUUUUGAAACACUCAGAAGCAGGCUAUGAAGCAUCCAUUUUCCAAUGUACUGGGGGAACCAAGUUCUAGAGAUAUAGAACCCAUUUCUCAAAUGUUGUACUUCUGUAGACUUUGGGCAGUGGAGAGAGAUGAGUGUUUGUUGAAUUCUUGAAUGUAUUACUUUUGUAGACUUUGGCAUUGAAGAAAGUCUAGUAUUGUAUUCUUAUGGAUUUAAGUAGUAGUUAUGUUUAGAAUAUUAAUCAAUAAGAUUUGAAACCCGUUCUAGUGA
Messenger RNA from Macadamia integrifolia, 900 nucleotides. RefSeq lists its product as uncharacterized. The coding region runs from base 116 to 661 and encodes 181 amino acids. NCBI's taxonomy places the organism in Eukaryota, Viridiplantae, Streptophyta, Magnoliopsida, Proteales, Proteaceae. The record is from RefSeq and is a predicted model, not a curated record. Gene Ontology annotation, biological process: activation of protein kinase activity; regulation of mitotic spindle organization; mitotic spindle assembly. Gene Ontology annotation, molecular function: protein kinase activator activity; microtubule binding. Gene Ontology annotation, cellular component: mitotic spindle; nuclear microtubule. The transcript has 7 exons.